Molecule: messenger RNA, 6009 nt
Organism: Tyto alba (common barn owl)
Lineage: Eukaryota; Metazoa; Chordata; Aves; Strigiformes; Tytonidae
Gene: NFXL1
Product: nuclear transcription factor, X-box binding like 1
Exons: 23
Coding region: 100-2934 (944 amino acids)
Biological process (GO): regulation of DNA-templated transcription
Cellular component (GO): nucleus
Molecular function (GO): DNA-binding transcription factor activity, RNA polymerase II-specific; RNA polymerase II transcription regulatory region sequence-specific DNA binding; zinc ion binding
Source: RefSeq, a predicted model, not a curated record
ACGCCUCGCCUCGCCUCGCCUCGGGGCGGCCGCAGCCGGGGCUGUGGGCAGGGAGUCGGGCUUCCCUUCGCCGGCCAUUCCUUCUCUGGCGGGGGAGAAAUGGAGGCGGCCUGGCGCCAGGGCGGCCGGGGCCGGGGCCGCGCCAGGCCCGGGGACGGGCUCGCUGCCCGCGCUGGGGCGGCCGCCCGGCCGCCGGCCCCGAGGGCCCGCGGCGGUGCCUGCGUUGCGGCCGCGGGGACGAGCGGCGAGGGGAACAGGGAAUUAUUUUCACAGAAGAAAUUUGAUGAAAUUAAGAAGGCUAACCAGGCUGCAGCAAAAAAGCUAAUUGAAGACCAAUUUAGCUCCUCAUCUGAAGAUGAUGAUGAAGAUGCUGAAAUAAAACAAGGAAAGAUUUUGGCCAAAACAUUUACCAUUUACACUAGUCAAACUGAUGGAGACGCAAGUGAACUGGAACGUACAAGACAGUACAUGAACGAAGCUUUUCAGUCAGGGGCUAUGACAUGUCUGAUCUGCAUUGCUUCAGUUAAAAGGAACCAAGCGGUGUGGAGCUGUUGUGGAUGCUUUUGUAUAUUCCACCUGGUGUGCAUCCAAAAGUGGGCCAAGGACAGCCUUUUCCUUGUGUCUUCUCCUUUGACGGAUGAUGAUUUUGGGAAGAAAGAUUAUCCCUGGCCAUGUCCAAAAUGUAGGUUUGAAUACAAACGGUCUGAAACUCCCAGUAGGUAUUACUGUUACUGUGGAAAAGUGGAGAAUCCAACACUGGACCCGUGGCUGGUACCUCACUCCUGUGGUCAGAUAUGUGAGAGGGAAUUCAAACCUUCCUGUGGUCAUAAAUGUUUGCUGCUUUGUCAUCCAGGACCAUGCCCCCCAUGCCCAAAGAUGGUCACAACAACCUGUCACUGUAAGAAAGCUAAACCAGUGCCCCGAAGGUGCAGUGCCAAGGAGUGGUCAUGUCGCCUGCCGUGUGGACGAAUGCUGCUGUGUGGACAGCACACUUGUGAGAAUUCCUGUCAUGCAGGAGAUUGUCAGCCUUGUCCACGAGUCAGUAAACAGCGGUGCAUCUGUGGAAGACAGAUGGCAGAAAGACUUUGUGCAAGUCCUCAGUGGCAGUGUGAUCAGGUGUGUGGGAAACAUUUGUCUUGUGGUAAUCACACAUGUGAACGAGUUUGUCAUGCUGGUCCCUGUGGAGACUGUCCUCGUUCUGGGAAAAGGUCUUGUCCGUGUGAAAAAUCAAAGUUUACAUUGCCAUGUACAGAAGAUGUGCCCACCUGUGGUGAUAGUUGUGACAAAGUUCUGGAAUGUGGCAUCCAUAAAUGUUCACAGCGCUGUCAUCGAGGUCCCUGUGAAAUAUGCAGACAGGAAGUUGAAAAACAGUGUCGCUGUGGAAAGCACACUAAACGCAUGCCAUGUCAUAAGCCAUAUCUGUGUGAAACGAAGUGUACUAAAAUUCGUGAUUGCCAAAAGCACCAAUGUAAGAGAAAAUGCUGUUCUGGAAACUGUCCACCUUGUGAUCAAGUCUGUGGGCGGACUCUAGGCUGCAGAAAUCACAAAUGCCCUUCAGGCUGCCACAGAGGUAGUUGUAAUCCAUGUCCAGAGACUGUAGAUGUGAAAUGCAAUUGUGGAAAAACUGUCAUUAAAGUGCCCUGUGGCAGAGAGCGCACCAUCAAACCUCCCAAAUGCAAACAGCUGUGCAGUCGACCACCUACCUGUCACCACUCUACCCAGGAGAAACACUAUUGUCACUUUGGUCGGUGUCCUCCGUGUCGUCAGUCCUGCCAGAAAAAGUUAACGUGUGGUCAUUUGUGUCCUGUUUCCUGCCACGAUGAAGCACUUGUGAAGCAAACUGGCUCACAUCAGUCUGCAGGUCCUUGGGAACAGCCAUCUGAGCCAGCUUUUAUUCAAACUGCAUUACCAUGCCCUCCCUGUGAAGUUCCUAUACCAGUGGAGUGUCUUGGGCAGCAUGAGGUUAGUCCAUUACCAUGUCACUCUGCAAAUCCCUACACAUGUAAAAGAUUUUGUGGGCGGCUUCUUGAUUGUCAGAAUCACACCUGUAUGAAAGAAUGUCAUCAUGUUACUAAAUUGAACAGUAGUGCAGAUGGAAAGAAGGCAGGUCCAGAAUGUUUGCAGUGUGAAGAGGAGUGUAGCAAGCCUCGGCCAUCUGGCUGUCCUCACCGAUGUGUUUUGCCCUGUCACCCUGGGGAUUGCCCAUCAUGUCUCCAGAUGCUGAAAAUAAAGUGUCACUGCAAACUGUCAAUCCUGUAUAUUGAAUGCUUAAAACUAACUUGUGCUGAUUUAAAAGAAAAGGAGCUUCUUAUUUCCUGCAAAAAUCAGUGUCCAAAAGAGUUGCCCUGUGGUCACCGAUGUAAAGAGAUUUGCCAUUCUGGUAGCUGUCCUCUGAACUGCAGCCAGAAGGUUAAACUCCGAUGUCUCUGUAAGAGACUGAAAAAGGAAGUACAGUGCAGCAAGAUAAAAGAAGGCCAAAUUUCACUGGAAUGCGAUGUGUUAUGCAAGGAAAUGAAGCGAAAAGCAUCUGAGAUAAAAGAGGCAGAAGCCAAAGCUGCUAUUGAAGAAGAAAAACGAAGGCAACAGGUCUACUUACCAUGCAGGAAAAGCAUGCCGUUAUGUACCUGGUGUCCAGGGGGUCAGGCACUGUUUUGUGAUCAUCUUGUAACAAUAAAUAUAUUCGUGCCUUACCUGUCUACAAUUUUGAUCACAUAUUCCAUCAUACGACUCACAGACAGUUCAUCUAAUUCUUCUUGUUCUGCUGAACUGGAAGCUUUUGAAAACAGAUUAAAAGGGCGAAGAAAGAAUAAGAGAAGAAAGGAUGAAGUAGAAGUUGAACAAUCAUCAUGGCAAAAAUACAAGAAUCUCAUUAUGCUGCCAGUGUUCGGAGUUGCAGUUGUGAUGGUUGCAUGGCUCAUGGUCUACAAUGACUGACACAGCUCAAUAUUUAAUACACCUCAGUUGGGCUUUUGGUAGCUAUUAUUCCUAGAAUGUUAGGCUGUGUGUAACAGAACUUAAUAUGCAUAGCUUAUGUAUGUAUGCUCUUUGCCAAGAAAAGUGCAGAGGAGGGAAGAAAUGUCUCCUUCUGUGUUACUACAUUCACAGCACAAAACUGCGUUCAGACACUGAAAGUAAUUGUAGAUUUUGGUCUACACUGAAGUGCUGAUGUAAUUUGUCUCACUGAGAUCUGUUAACUCUUCUAUUAAUAUAGUGUGUUACUUUUUCCUUGUCUCCAUUUCAUAAUGUUAAAAAUAGCUUAGCAUAAAAUGCUUUAUUGAAUAUUUGUUUCCUGCAAAAUCAACUUAGUGGUUUAUUGAAGAUUAGUAUUCUUAUGCUAGUCUUUAUUUUGUAUCACAAAAUAAUUUCUGUGCUUCAUGUCAGUUUUAAUUAUAACAACUAAUGGGGAACUUCAGAUCACUUAAGCCUGAGUGUUCUGGGGCCUCAUGUCAGAACUUUUCAGUGAAAGAAAAUGGGAACCGUCUUUCAAGUCAACUGUAUCACAAACAAUAAAAUGGGCCCCCUUACAGACUGUGGGGCUUGUUUUUUUGGUUGUUCCCCCCCUGCCCUGGUUUCCUCAAGAUCAAAUUUAGUGGACAGAUGCAUACGCUGAACGUGGAUGUGAAGUAGUUUCAGGGUACAAGGAUGUGUUCUCAUCACUGCCCCCAUACUAACAGCAGAAGAGCAAUUUCAAAUUGAACUUGGAGCAUCACUUGACUGUAUAGGUGAAUGUCACAUUUGAUUAUUUGCAUAGGUGUAAAAACCUGUAACUGAAUAGUGUAACAAGACAAUUGUAUGUUGUUCUGAAGCCAUCUGGAUAGUGCUUACUAAUCACGUAUAAACUAUCGAGCUAAUCUUUUAAAUGUUUAAAUAUUUUUCAUACUGACAAUUUAGAAUACCUUGCUUUUUGAGAUAUCAGUGUUGGUUUGCAGAGCUGAAAGGUUAACACAGCUUCAAGAUUAUUAGAAAAGCUACAUUAUCUCAGCUGAGGUUAAAUCUGGGGGCAGGGGAAAUUAGAAAACGGAAUUUUUAAUCCUGUGCUGGAAAUUUUAUGCUGAUACUUGAGCAUUGCGUGUAACAGACGUGUUUACAAGAUCCUGUGAAAGAUGAGGUACAAAGCCAAAGGGCAUUAGGUUGCCCUUGUAAUUCAGGCAUAUAAGUUCAUCACAAGUCCUGCAAAAGCAGUGGGACCAUUUCGGCCAAUUAGAGAAGACUGAGGUUUGUUUGAAAGAUCUUUUGGUUGAUUUUUGUCCCACUUUUAAAGGGACCCAGUAUUAAUUUGACCUGAUACUACAAUUGUCAUUACAGUUCAGCAGCAGAAAAAAAAAUAGAAAAGCUGCAAAAGGCAGUUACUUUUAGAUUGCAUAAAGUGGGGAGAAAAUCACUUUAUUUUCAAUUUUUCACCUAAGUUUGGUGAAGGAGAUAGAUAAGGAAAGCUUGGCAAUAUUUAGCAUGAAUUGUUGCCAUUUGAGAGUUGGGGUUUGUUUUUUUAAUUUUUUUUCUAGAAAUGCAUAGUACUACUGUCAUGAUGUGUCAGGCCAUUAGUAUAUGAAGUUAUAGAUUAAUUGAAAUUACACUAGGCAAUCAUAGUUGCAUCUCUGUUGAGUUCACUUAUUUUCUAGUAUAAGGAAUAAGCCAUUUUAUACGUUGUUACUUUAACUCUUUUCUGUAACAUUAAUGCCUGGAAGAUAAUUCCAUAUAUAAGUGGUGUUUCUUUAACUAAGUGAGGUGAUGCUAUUAUGUGACUGCUUAUGCCAGUAACUCUCCCGGCACUGAGAGAAAAAGAAGAGAGAUUUUUGUUCAGCUGAAGUAAAAUGUGAUAUAUUGUUCAGAAGUACAGAAAGAUACCUUUAUAGCUGAAUUAUGCAGAUCAACUUGAAUGAGACUAUUAUGGAAACAGCUUUAUCUUACAUGCCUCUAACUCAUUUUUCUAUUUACUCCUCCUAGCUUUUUCUUUAAAACAAGUACAACAGAACAUUUAUCCUUGCCUCUACAGCAAAGAGAAGAAAUCUCUCUCUUCAGAGCUCUAAAAAUGAACUGCACUUGAGUUAUAUGUUUGAAGUAGUCCUUAGUGUUCUUUUCUGUGUAUUUUGCAAUAUUUGUAUGAAAUAUUGGAGAGGAAAAAACUUGCUUCUUCUUGAUCAUCUUUAUUAUGAUAAGAAAGCACACUAAUCUUUAAAACUUCAUUCCAUUCAUACAAAUACGUGUAUGAGUAGGCAUGUGCCCUUUCUUAAGGAAUUUGUAUCUUUCCUCAACCUUGCAUAUGUGAGACAUACCUAUUUUUGAAAUUUCAUUCAAAAUAGUUCUGUAUAUCUUAUGCAGCCAUCUGAGUCAUUUGCAUUCUGUCGGUCUGCCUGCUGAACCAGAUAUUUGCUUCUUGGCAUAAAAAGGUGUGGGGGUUUGAGCAAUCUGCAGUUUAAUAAAUCACGGGGUUCUAUUUGGUUUUUAAAAAUAUUUUUACACUUUUUUUUUUUACCUUUAUUUGGUUGGAGCUGCAUGUUGCAAACAUGACCUUUGAAGUAAAAGGUACAAAUAAAAUCACCUGUUAUUCAUUACAAAUGAAAGAUGGUAAUUCUAGAAAGAAAAUAUUGAACUGAAGGCAGGGGUCUUUUUCAGCAAUUUAGAUGUAAUUUACUGUUACUUAAGGUGAUGAGCAAAUAUUUUUAAUAUUAAUGGUUUACCAAAACAUUACGUAUUGAUAAGUAUGCAUUAAAAUAAAAAUUAUAUAAUCUGACCUGCUGUUGAAGGGUAACUAUAUAGAGGGAAGCCUGGUCAUGAGGAUAAUUAGCAUGAAUAUUAUUUAGCUAUGUGUAAAAUGAAAAAACUUGGGGAGGCUUUUCCUGAUUCUGAAUCCAUUCUGGUGAGCAUUCAUCUUUCCACUGAACCAAGGUGCUUACAAGGUGUCAACAUAUUUUGAGUUGGAAACUCCUUGGACAAGUAACAAUAACAAAGCCAUUGUAUGUGUUAAUUUAAUGUAAAAACCAAGUCAGACAAUAAACACAUCAAAAACAA